This is a messenger RNA of Cricetulus griseus (Chinese hamster), 3152 nucleotides long. Lineage: Eukaryota; Metazoa; Chordata; Mammalia; Rodentia; Cricetidae. The record is from RefSeq and is a predicted model, not a curated record.
CUUUAAGGUUCCUCUUCUAUGAUCCUUAUCUUCAAACUGCACUCUUCUCCUCUCCCUCUCUCCGCUACUCCAAGGCAGGGCAAUUGUCGAUUUCCUGUCUUCAUCUCCAUCCUCCACGUGAGCCUAAGCCUGACUUCCUCACAGUGUCUCCCACCUGAUCAGGCCCCACAGAUCCUCACCCAGGAUUUUCUUCAGGGGUUUUCCCUGAGCAGAGUCAGCUAUGCCAAGUGUCCCAGCACUAACUGCUUCCUCCCGGCUGCUUGCAACACUCUUCGGUUUCCUCAGUAGGAAUGUCCACAGCAGUCCGGCAUUCAGCAACAGUCCCUCCCUGCCCUACUCUGUUCUCAAUUUCCCUUCCUACUGAUAUCACUCUGGCUCCCAUGUUCCUCAAAUCAUCUCAUAGAGCUCUGUCCAUCAGCAAAAAUGCUCAGCCUUUCUCAAAGAUGGCAGAAAGAACAAACAGAAAACCGACACCCACCCACUCACCCUGUGUUUCCCUUCGGGUCACUAGUCUCUGCCCUACUUCAGUGAAGUGGCUUUUCACCCUUGCUGGUGACAACUGCCUUCGAGGGUCAAAUCUUUGGUGAUCUCACCAGAUCUCACGUUUGUGCUCUGGAAACUGUUAUCUACUCGGGGAACUUAUGUCAGAAGCCAAGGAGGUGUGGCAGCACAGCUCAGCUUCUGACAUCACCCUCUUAUUAUCAGUGGGAGCAGGCUUGACUUAGCACCCUUAUCUAAGGCAGCUUGGAGGACAGCUAACUAAAAGUUUGUCCACGUGCUUGACCAGUGGGGUUUCACUUUUGCAAACAUCUGUUUAUAUCCCUUGAGAGGAAAAUAUCAAGCAGCCUGCCCCAAGACUGCUGUUUCGCUGUUUCAUUUCAAGCCGUGAUCAAGGGCAGCCCAAGAUGGAUAGUUACACGGUGGCCCCCGAGGAUGACUAUGAUGUCCUCAUACAGGAUGACCUGGACAUCCAUGGGACGGAGCAAGCCCUCACCCCCGAGCUCCUCUCUGCCCAGCAGGUACUGCAGUUCUGCUGCUCUGUAUUUGCGGUGGGUCUCCUGUUCAACGUGCUGGCUGUGUUUAUCCUGCUGAAAUACAAAGGACUCAAGAAUGUGAGGAACAUCUACUUUCUAAACCUGGCAGUUUCGAAUUUGUGCUUCCUGAUUCCCCUGCCAUUCUGGGCACACACUGCCGCACAUGGGGAAAGCCCCGGCAAUGGGACUUGUAAAGUUCUUGUUGGACUCCACUCCACAGGCUUGUACAGUGAGACGCUUUUAAACAUCCUUCUCCUCGUGCAAGGGUGCAAGUUGUUUUCCCAAGGGACGCUGUCCUCCAUGGUCAGGACAGUGCCCAGUGGUAUUGUUACAAGUAUCCUGGCAUGGAUCACGGCUAUUGCACUUACUUUGCCUGAAUCUGUGUUUUACCAGCCUCAGAUGGAAAGACAGAAACACAAGUGUGCCUUUGGCAAACCUCACUUUUUGCCAGUUGAAGAGCCAUUCUGGAAGUAUUUUCUGACUUCAAAGAUGAACAUUUUGGUUCUUGGUUUUCCUCUGGUGGCUUUUAUCUUCUGCUGUGGGCAAAUGAGGAAAACGCAGACCUUCAGGGAGAGGCAGAAUGAUCUUCAGAAGCUUGAUUUUGUCAUAAUGGCUGUGUUCCUUUUGAUGUGGGCACCCUACAAUAUCGCACUCUUCCUGUCCGAGUUCCAGGAACACUUGUCCCUGCAGGAUGAAAAGAACAGCUACCACCUGGACGCAAGUCUUCAGGUCACACAGCUCAUUGCCACCACGCACUGCUGUGUUAACCCUAUCAUCUGUUUGCUUUUUGACAAGGCCUUUGCAAGAUUUCUCUGCAGCCUGUUCCCACGGUGCAAUGACACCCUGUUUCAAAGUAGGGGGGACUCUCAUCGAGCUACGCCAAGGAGAGGUCAUGACCAGCCCUUUGAACUCUACAGUAGUUUGCAUCAAAGGCAGGAUAUAUAAACCUUGAUCCUUGUCUCUUCAAAUUAUUUUAUAUAAUUUUUACAUGUUUGUAUAAAAAUAGAAUAUAAAAAGAAAGAGGGCUGCUGGUUAAUGAAUAUUUACUAGCAAGCGUUGAAUUUGUCUCCAGUAUAGGGCUUCGCUAUUUAUAAAGGUGAACUCUACUCCUUGUCUACAGUGUGGGUGCUCUUAGUCCCAUAGCCAAGAAAGAAACUGAGGGUCAGUGAUUCAUUCAAAGCUAAGUAACUACAAAGUGGCAGAGCUGAAGAUCAAAUCCAGACAUCACUUGUCCCAGAGCCUGUGAGUUAGCCAAGGGUGCCAUCCUUUUGGUCAUUGUCAGCCAGGGGUAAUGGCAUAUGUCUGUAAUCCCAGCACUCUAGGAGGCUGAGGCAGGAAGAUUCCCAUAAAAGCAAUGGUAACCUGGGCAAUAUAACAAGAUCUCCCCAACCCCAUUUUUUUGUUCAACAAAUGAAUAUGUACUUUCAAAGCCCAGUUUGAAGGUUGGGGUGUAGUUCAGUUGGUAGGAUGUCAGCCUUGCAUUCCUGGCAUGGCUGGGCACUUUUGUUUUGUUUUGUUUUGUUUUUUGGGGGACAGGCUUUCUCUGUGUAGUCCUGGCUGUCCUGGAACUCUCCUUAAAGUCCAUGCUGGCCGUGAAUUCAGAAAUUCCCUUGUCUCUGCCUCCUAAAUCCUGGGAUUAAAGUAUGUGACACCAUUUCCAGCUCAUCCAGCUCGGUGGUGCACAUCUUAAUUUCAAGAAGGAAGGCAGGAAGAUCAGAAGUUCAAGGUCAUCCUUGGCUACACAGUGAGUUCAAGGCCAGCUUGGGUUCAUUAGAUCCUGUCACACACACACACACAAAAAAAAAAAAAAAAAAAUUAGAAGCAAAUUUUAGUGUGGAAACAGUCUUCCAGACACAUGUUCCUUUGGGUCAUGGGGAGAACUGACUGCGUGGAGGCUGUGGAGACCAAAGGUAAAGCGAUUGGUCCUGUGGAGACACACUGGGCUCUCUUGACUAGUCACUGUACCCAAAUUUCCCUGGGACUCUUCCAGGGUUUUAGAGUUACUUGCUGAUGACUACAUCAUGAAGGCUGUGGUGUCUAAGGAAAUUUAACAAUGUAGAUGUAAAAGUAUGUUUAGAAACGUUGGAUUAAAUGAGCACUGUGACCUUUGAAAUAUAA